GUGCCGUACACUAGCAAUCCAGACUUUGUUGGGCGUUCCGACAUCCUCGAACUGCUGAAGAGCCAACUCGGUCAUGGGCAGCCUUUGACAGGCGGUGCUUCGCAGCCGAGAGCGUGUCUCUAUGGUUUGGGCGGCAUUGGGAAAACGCAGAUUGCGCUGGGGUACGCGUUCUGGCUGCGGGAGACGCACCCGGACGUGUCGGUCUUCUGGGUCCACGCAAGCAACGCCGAGCGGUUCCGCCAAGCGUAUGGUUUCCUCGCACAAAAAUUCCAAGUCCCGGGCUAUGAUGACCCCAAGACCGACGUGCUGCCGUUGGUGAAGAGGUGGUUGGAGCGGAAGGAUUGCGGCCGGUGGCUCAUGGUGGUCGAUAAUUAUUAUUAUUCCUACGCCGCUGUGCCCUAG
Messenger RNA from Parathielavia appendiculata, 402 nucleotides. RefSeq lists its product as uncharacterized. The transcript is spliced from 2 exons. The annotation marks the transcript as partial. The record is from RefSeq and is a predicted model, not a curated record. NCBI's taxonomy places the organism in Eukaryota, Fungi, Ascomycota, Sordariomycetes, Sordariales, Chaetomiaceae.